Cryptococcus amylolentus CBS 6039 is the source of this 2203-nucleotide messenger RNA. RefSeq lists its product as hypothetical. NCBI's taxonomy places the organism in Eukaryota, Fungi, Basidiomycota, Tremellomycetes, Tremellales, Cryptococcaceae. Bases 263 to 2203 code for a protein of 646 amino acids. The record is from RefSeq and is a predicted model, not a curated record. The transcript is spliced from 4 exons.
CUCGCUAUCCAACAUGGUUUUUACAUCCCAGUCAAACUACCUCGCCGCCAAGGUUGACGUCAAUUUUGAGCAAGGGGGCGUCGUCGAUAUGAUUGGUGGUCCCAACACUGGGUGAGUUCAUUUUGCCACCUGCCUCGUGUCGAAAGCUGACUCAACUUCCAGUACCUCGUACUCUCUCCCCGGCCACAUCGUGCUCACUUUCAACUCGCUUCCCGCCCCACUCGAGGGCCGACUGCGCGAAAUCCAGAGCCUCGAGGUAUUGAUGGAGGGCAAGAGCGAGUUUUGGGACGAUGCCGGACGAUACACUCCCAUGCGCCUUCACUCUCAGACCAUGACUCUCGCCACCCCCUCGAGUCCGCUGCUCAUUCCCAGUACCGACCCCUCUCGGCCCCAUGCAGCCAAGUUUCAGCUCGCCUUGCCGUUCGACAUGCGUCUUCCCGGCUGGCUGCCGAGCACACAGGCUUCGGAUAUGACCGCCACCUCUUAUGGCUGUCUUGUCAAGGCUGUCGUCGGAUGGACUGGGCCUUCUUCCAGCUCUUCCGUGGCUAGCUCGAGCUCGAGCGCGUCGUCCGAUGUGUUUAUGGACGACAUCCUCCCUCCCCGGACAUACACCAAAACAUCUCCCGCCAGCCGCUUGUUCGGCAACUCUUCUCUCCUUCCAUCUUCCUCCCACACCUCAUCAUCCAAGUUCUCGCCCUUCACCAUCCUCCGACACCGUAUCGCUCCUCCGUCUUCAUCGGCCCAAGUGCCAGAAGUGCAGGAAAGGCACUUUACACUCAAGCCGGAGAAAGAUAGUACCUCUCCGGUGGAGUGUGUGGUCAGUGUGCCAGAGUUUGUGGAUGUCAAUGGGGAGGAGAAGAGUCUGAAGAUUAGCUUGAGGAUCAGGGCGAGGAAGGAUGUCUUUAACCAACCUUCUGCUUCCUCCUCCUCAACUCCUUCCGAGCAGUCAACGCAGACUGUGGCUGAAGCUGAGGAAAGCACGGGUGAGCUCGAGUCUGUGCCCAUGGAGCGCGAGUCGAGGCAGAAGAAGAAAGACGAAGAUGUCUUGACGAGGAUGAUUGAGCUUGGGAUGGAAGUUGAAGAAGUCGAGUGGUUCUCAUCUACACCUUCCGCGUCCUUCCUCGCCACCUUCCCUGUCCCUGACGAACAACCGUCUACCCACUCUUCCGAGCACAAACUCCUCUCCCCUCCUUCGCCCAACCUCUCCUCCGUCUUUGGACAACAAGACCGGUCAUUCAAGGGUACUAGGUCGAGGUCUUGUUUGCUCUCUGAAGACGGCAAUCAGCGAAACUUUUUCUUUGCUGAUGAGGGUCUUGGGCUGAGUGAAAAGUGGAGGAAGGUGAAUGUGGUGUUGCCCAUGCCAGAGCUUGGGUCGCACAGCCAAGAGAAGGGCGUAAACGGGAGACCGCAAGCAGAGUAUAACGGGCCGUUUAUGAGGGUGAAGCAUACCCUCAAGAUUCGAAUUGUGUGCAAGAAUGCCCAUGGCGACGAUGCUCAAGUUGUGCUUCUGUCGACUCCCAUUCGGUUCGCUACAUGCCCCACCACCCUUCCAUCGAGAUCUGCGCAAACACCGGCGUUGCCAGCUUAUAUUCAGCUGUUCUUGGAGAAUGGCGAUCUGAGAGAGUGCGACCCUCUUCCGCUCUACGAAGACUGCCUUCCCCCAUCGCCUCCUGCUCCUACUCCCGCGCCUUCCGCUCCUGUUCUCUCUCCGGGAGCUUUGGCCCCUCUCGCACUCGUGGCCCCCAGCUUCGCUCUCAUUCAGCCUACACCUACCACGGCCACCCCGGCUUACCAGAGCAUCUUCCACCACCCCGUCCCUGUGCCCCAGGCGCUCUCCUCUCCUUCGCCAUCCACAUCAUCUCUCGAAGGAUGUUCCUCGAGAUCGGCUUCGCCCACCCCAUCAAGUUUUGGGGGCUCGAGUGUGGGGUCCACGACGGACCUUAUCGGGCAGCUUGGCUCUUUCUCCUCGCCGUUGCCGUCUUUCGGGACUUUUGGCAACCUUGGGGAAGGACUGGGUCUUGGUAUUGGUCUCGGCGCUGGUAUGGGGAUGGAGCCGAGGAGGAGUGGGUCGCCGGCGCUCUCUUCGGGGGAUGAAGAUGAAGCCAUGUCGGGGUCUUCUCUCCAGCCGCAGCGCAGCCAACGACCAGCGGGCAGCAAGGUCAUGCGACCUUUGUCUCAGAGGAGUGCCCCUCGCCAAGCUUGA